Messenger RNA from Gymnodraco acuticeps, 956 nucleotides. RefSeq lists its product as uncharacterized. The transcript is spliced from 4 exons. Bases 1 to 873 code for a protein of 290 amino acids. The record is from RefSeq and is a predicted model, not a curated record. Lineage: Eukaryota; Metazoa; Chordata; Actinopteri; Perciformes; Bathydraconidae.
AUGAGAGACGUUGAGAAGAGCCCCGCAGCAUCAGCAGUGAGCAGAGCAGCGGAGGAGAAGAAAGACACUGAGAAGGGCCCGGCUAAAGCGACGAAAGCAGCGUUAGCAGUGGGUGAGGAGAGGGACAUUGAGGAGAGCCCCGCUGGGAAAGCUAAUGCUGCAGCAGCAGUGAGCAUAGCAGCGGAGGAGGAGAAAGCCGGCGAGAAGGACAAGCAGGACCCGGGGGAAGGGACGUCUGGGUGGAAGCCAAACAUUGAUGGAGCAGGCCCGAAAAGGAGCAGCGGAGAUGAGGAGGCAGACGGGGAGAGACGCCAGAAUGCGGGAAGGAGAGAAGGAAAAGGGAAAAUCGACGGGGGAAACAACGGAGAAAGGAAGAGGGACGAUGAAAAGAAGGAAAGAGGAGAGAGAGCGGCGGAAGGAGGAAGAGAGAAAGACGAAGACGAAGUGGAAUAUCUGGUGGAGAGGACACUUCAAGUCAACGUGGAGGCAAAACUGGAACAUCAACACACAAAUUCGAGCCUGUGGAAGCUGCAGGGGUACGCGGCUGCCUACCUGGCCUCCCUCUAUGGGCACCGCCUGGGAGUGUUCAUCAACAUGACGGACCUUGAGGUCAGCGAGGCAGUUCACGGCGAUAAAGAUGACUACUUGCUCAACAUGACACACCACAAGAAAAGGGCCCAGGAGGAGGAGGAGGCGGAGGAGGCGGGGAUGAAGAAGAGAACCCCAAGGGUGACCAGGAGCCAUGCAGACUUAAACAAGAGAAGGUGCCGGAUUAUGCUGUCGCCACUCAAAAGAACCAGCCCAUGCAAAAGGCCUCAGCACCUAAGACCCCGGCGCAGUCGGAAGGGGACACCGCGGAAACGUUUUCCAUGAAUGUGUUCUUGUCCGUAAAUGUUUGUAAAUAUUUGUUGUUAUUUAAUGUUCGUAAAUGUUCCUUGUUGUUAUUUAAUGUUCAG